Molecule: messenger RNA, 1461 nt
Organism: Malassezia restricta
Lineage: Eukaryota; Fungi; Basidiomycota; Malasseziomycetes; Malasseziales; Malasseziaceae
Product: GATA zinc finger
Exons: 1
Coding region: 1-1461 (486 amino acids)
Biological process (GO): regulation of DNA-templated transcription
Molecular function (GO): zinc ion binding; sequence-specific DNA binding
Source: RefSeq, a predicted model, not a curated record
AUGGCCAUAUCGACGUCCUUGUCGCAUAGCAAAGACCUUUAUCAACUUGAUUCAAAAUUGUACAAACCACGCUUGCCUCGAACGACUGAGAUUAUGCCGAAUUUCCCCCCGAAUGAUAUUGCAUCGUCGUACCGAGGCACUAAUGCCUCAAUUGGUAUUGUGUCGGAGGACAGGCCAGGACCAGCAGGAGCACUCGACAAGAGUUCAGCUGCCGAUGCACCAGCCGUCAAUAUGUACCGGUCCACCGCGAUCAUGCCAUCCAGAACACCUAGCAUGUCAGGCUCCCUAGCUUCGCCAUCACCACCACCCCCCGCACCCACCCCGGCGCCUGUGCCAUCACAUGUUCCUGAUAUUCCUGAUCAAGCACCUGUGCCUGUCUCCCGGCCGGGCAGGAGUACCGAAGCACCUCCUUCCUAUGCUUCGUGCACUGCUAGUCGAAACUAUGCUAGCGUGCUGCCAUGGUCUGUGCCCACACCAUCGUCUUCCACGUCGUCUGAGGCGAACGCUGUAUAUGCUCUGGAACGCUUGCAUGCUGCCGCAUUAGCACUGUACAAUCAUGUCGGCGAACAGCUGAGCGUCCAGCAUUCUAUGAUGCGACAGGAAGAUGUGCAUACGCUUCUUCCGCUCGUCUCUGAUAUCAACCAGGAAGUACGCACACUCAUGUCUGCCUAUGACUAUCGCGCAGGUCGCGAUGUGGUGGAUAUGGCUCCUUACUAUCCCUGGAUGCCCAAUAGCAGCACGUCUCCGUAUUACUCACCAGUGGUAAGCGAUGAGCGUGACUCUAAGCUGAUGCGAAUGGACGACGAUCCGCUUGGAACUGUGCGACGACGUAACAUCGGUCAGCGGAACAAAGCCGGAUCCAAGUAUGCCGCGCGACCUGACGCGCGCGUAACGAGUAGUACUGACGAUCUUAUCUUUGCCGCUCGGUUGCAUGGAGCGCACUCGUCGUAUGCUGCUUCUGCCAACGCGUACGGAAAAGCGGCGACACACGAGCCCAGCCAACCACCCGCCCAUAUGCCCAAAUAUCGGAAACGAAGCCGCGCGCCGGCGCCUGGCGUAUGCCAUUCGUGCGGUCAUAGCGACACACCCGAAUGGCGUCGUGGUCCUGAGGGUGCACGAACGCUGUGCAAUGCUUGUGGCUUGCACUUUGCCAAGCUCGUACGUCGUCGAACGCUCGAGUAUGCCAAUGCGGCUCCAGGCACGCCUAUUCCGCCUGUCACCAUUGCCGAGCUGCGGCAGUCGACGAACGUGGACGUUCGCUCCUCUAGCGUUGCUCCUAUGAAUGAUGAACGCGUGCGUAUUGGCUCGAUCAAGGGCUCAGCAGUGUGCUCUUACGAUGAGACGGCACCUUCCGACCCGUCACGCACGCCGCACACAUCGCAUGAACGAGCGCUAGCCGACGCCCCGCAUGACCCACCAUCCACAAUGCACACUGUGUCCUCGGAGACGGCCGAGCAAUAG